UUUUCAUUUCCCCAUAUUCUCCAAUUCUCCCACCCGCCUCUCUGGACGAUUGGACACCGCGAGUUCUAGCAUCUCCAGAUUGUCUUUCUCUCGAAGAUCCAAUUUUGCAGAGAAAUGGAUGGGCAUGACUCGGAAGAUGCAAAGCAAAGCACUGCUGAUAUGACCGUUUUUGUGCAAAACCUUCUUCAACAGAUGCAAUCUAGGUUCCAAACCAUGUCCGACUCCAUAAUCACAAAGAUUGAUGAGAUGGGGAGCCGCAUAAACGAAUUGGAGCAGAGCAUCAACGACCUAAAGGCUGAGAUGGGCGUAGAGGGCUCACCAUCACCGCUGCCUUCUUCCAAGUCAAAUGCAGAUGAAGGGAAGAAAGAGGAAGGUUCUGCUUAGAAAUAGUUGAAAGCGUAUGUUUCAUUGAUGAGUUUGAUCACUUUCAGUAUUAUUCUCUUUUUGGUAUUGCCUUUUGUGAAAUUGAAGCCAAUGCUUAGGAUGAGACUGAAAAGUGCAACAUGUUCUAGACCUGGACUUGCUAUUUCUGCACGAUUUCUUAUUUCAAAAUGACAUGAUAAUAUAGUGAUUAUUAUACUC
Momordica charantia (bitter melon) is the source of this 582-nucleotide messenger RNA. RefSeq names its product heat shock factor binding protein (gene HSBP). Gene Ontology annotation, cellular component: nucleus; cytosol. Gene Ontology annotation, biological process: cellular heat acclimation. Gene Ontology annotation, molecular function: transcription corepressor activity. Lineage: Eukaryota; Viridiplantae; Streptophyta; Magnoliopsida; Cucurbitales; Cucurbitaceae. The record is from RefSeq and is a predicted model, not a curated record.